Messenger RNA from Aspergillus alliaceus, 2529 nucleotides. Its product is annotated as bifunctional pyridoxal-dependent decarboxylase/aldehyde reductase. Lineage: Eukaryota; Fungi; Ascomycota; Eurotiomycetes; Eurotiales; Aspergillaceae. The transcript has 6 exons. The coding region runs from base 1 to 2529 and encodes 842 amino acids. Gene Ontology annotation, biological process: amino acid metabolic process. The record is from RefSeq and is a predicted model, not a curated record. Gene Ontology annotation, molecular function: carboxy-lyase activity; pyridoxal phosphate binding.
AUGGACCGCGAUCAAUUCAGAACCGCUGCCCAUUCAGCGGUAGAUGACAUCAUCAACUACUUUGACAGUGUUCCCGACCGGCGCGUCACCCCCACCGUCAACCCAGGCUACCUACGUCCUCUAAUCCCCGAACAUCCCCCCGCUGAACCGGAAGAAUGGUCGCAGAUCCAGACGGACGUCGACACCAAAAUCAAGCCUGGCCUCACACACUGGCAACAUCCGAACUUCCUGGCCUUCUAUCCCGCGACGGUCACCUAUCCUAGCAUCCUGGGCGAGAUGUACUCCGCUGCCUUCAACGCCCCCGCAUUUAAUUGGCUGUGCUCGCCGGCCUGCACAGAGCUGGAAACAAUUGUCUUGGAUUGGGUUGCGCAGGCAUUGAACCUACCGAAAUGCUUCUUGAGUUCGUCAGAGAACAAGGGUGGUGGUGUUCUUCAAAAUAGUGCGAGUGAUACAAUUGCCACCAUGAUGAUCGCUGCUCGGGAGCGACGGGUGCGCGAGCUAGCGUUAGCGGAGGGUCUGAAGGAGGGUACUCUUGAAUAUGAGGACCGACUAAUGGACAUCCGGCCGAGAUUGGUCGCAUUGGGAAGCAACCAGGCACACAGUAGUACCCCGAAGGGUGCAUUGAUUGCAGGCACGCGGUACCGUAGCGUCCCCGCCAAGCUGGAGAAUAACAUGGAGAUGACCGGGGAAGAUCUACGGUGGCUUCUGGAGCAAUGUGAAAGGGACGACCUGACACCGUACUACAUCACUCUGAGCAUGGGAACAACGAGCACGUGCGCUGUGGAUCGUAUCGCGGAGAUCACGGCCGUGCUCCGGGAGAAACCCUCGUGGCAGAGGAUCUGGGUGCAUAUCGAUGCAGCGUAUGCCGGUUCGGCUUUGAUUGCAGACGAGUUCCAGUAUAUUACCAAGGAUCUUGCCGAAGGAAUUGACAGUUUCAAUUUCAAUAUGCACAAAUGGUUGCUGGUCAACUUUGAUGCAAGCUGUCUCUUUGUUCGAAACCGCUUCGACCUCACAGAUGCCCUGGAUAUCACCCCCGCCUACCUGCGCAACCCCUACUCCGAGUCCGGCCAGGUGAUCGACUACCGUAACUGGAGCAUUUCCCUCGGUCGCCGAUUCCGCGCUUUGAAGAUCUGGUUCGUCAUGCGCAGUUACGGUCUUACCGGGCUGAAAGCACACAUCCGGCAAACGAUCAGAGUAGGCGAAGAGUUUACAAGCCUAGUGCGCAGUCGGUCCGAUCUUUUUGAAAUCAUCACCCGGCCCGCGUUUGGCUUGACCGUUUUCCGUAUUAAAGACCCCAGAACACAGGCCAAUGGAUCCUCGGUCAACGGAACUGCCGUCGCGCACCCUAAUGAGAAGUACGACACCCUGACGAAGGAAGUCUACGAACUCAUCAACUUGCGCGGCGAGAUCUUUAUCACCUCCACUGUUAUCGCUGGUAUCUAUGCGAUCCGCGUGGUGUGCGCCAACGAAGCGGCGGAGGAGAAAUACCUCCGGCGGGCGUUUGAGAUCAUCACAACCACUUCGUCCCACGUCCUGGUAACAGGAGCUACAGGCUUCAUUGGCGCCCAUGUAGUUGACAACCUGCUCGCGCGCGGCAUAAGUGUCCGCGCAGCAACGCGCUCAAGCCAAAAAGGAGAACAGAUGAAAGCCGCUCGGCUGCAACACGCCUCGCGACUCGAGUUCGUCGAGAUAAAAGACUUCUCCCAAAUCGGAGUCUUCGACAAUAUCAUGGACGACAUCGACGGCGUAAUCCACGUCGCAAGCCCAUUCACAUACAACACAAACAACAACGAACAAGAACUCAUAAUUCCCGCCAUAAAUGGCGUAAAGUCCAUCCUCUCAGCAGCCGCAAAACAGCCCCUCAUCAAACGCCUCGUUCUAACCUCCUCCUUCGCGUCCGUGGUCGACAUUAACAAAGCCCCCGACCCCGAUUUCACCUACACCGGCACCCACUGGAACCCACUCACCUACGAGGAGGCGAUCUCCCCGGCCACAGACGCGGUGGUAGCAUAUCGGGGCUCGAAGAAAUUCGCCGAGCUAGAAGCGUGGGGGUUCAUGGAGCGGGAGAAGCCGUCAUUUGAGCUCGUUACGCUUUGUCCGCCCAUGACCUUUGGUCCGGUUGUGCAUCCUGUUGCUGGCGUGGGGGCGUUGAACGAGUCGAAUGCGGUGUUGUGGAGUAUUGCUGCGGGAGCGGAUCCGUUGCCUGUUGCGAGGGUUUCGGCGUGGAUUGAUGUGAGGGAUUUGGCGGAAGCUCAUGUACAGGCACUGCUUAGGCCGGGGGUUGGUGGCAGGCGGUACGUGCCUGCUUCUGGGGAGGCGUUUUCGUAUGAGGUUGCGGCGGAUAUUAUUAAAAGGAGGUUUGCGUGGGCGGGGGAGACGGUGACAGGGAAUUAUGAGAGUGGGAGGAGGCCAUUGCCGGGGUAUAGGUUGGAUGGGGAGGCCGUGACGAGGGAGUUGGGGGUUGAGUUUAGGAGGUUUGAGGAGACGGUGGUGGAUUUGGUGGGACAGGUUAAGGAGAGGUUUGCCUGA